AUGUCCUAUGUCGUUGAUCGGCUCGACUUGCGCGGCUGGAGCACAUUUGCUAACUUUGCUCAUGCUCCUACUGCCACCCCGGGUACUGCAGGAGCGGAAGCCGCCGUCAAGAUUGUCCUUGAUGCCAUCCUAGGCGACUCACUUGCUGCUCACGAGGCAGCUCUUCGCCGGUUGCACUGGGAAGCCUGGACACUUACCGCUGCAGACCUUAAGCGAAAAGUGGACGGGACUGACGAAGCUGGGCCGAGGAAACUGCCCGUCGCCGAGAUUGGCGCACGCCUGCAGGUCCUUGCUCCAAAGAUUUCUCCCCUCAAGCUUCAAGGAAUCUUGGAGCCCAGUCAUGCCAGCAUUAACUUGUUUGCAGCCAUGCUUGAUGAGGGACGACUUCGCUAUGUGGAGUGGGCCAAGCUCACCACAAGGGACCAAGAGGUGCUGGGUGCCACCGAAGAUCAGCUUCUAAAAGCUUGGAGGCCGGACAAGGCAGGCAUCGUUAGGGAGCACAAAGAUACGCCACGUCUUGAAGCAAAUGUUGCUACGGACCUGUUGGUGCAUCAUGCUUUGCGACGGAGGGGUGUGUGCUUCUCUGUGGCCGAACUCAUGAGCUUCGAGGUGCAUGAGUCUCUGAUUCAGUUCUUGUUCGAUGCGUAUUACAAGGAGCCCACCGAAGGCUAUCAGCGGGUCACUCUCGCGCAGCUUGCGCUCUGUGACCGGGAGGUGCACCUCCGCCUGAGUGAUCAGUGUCGUUCCGGGUUCACGCUGGGUUCCGAUGGAUUUUGCCAUUGGAUAGACAUUUGCCGAUCGUUCUGCAAAUGCGUUGCGUUGAACAAUUGCUCCUGCCUCGAGCCCGAGGCGCUGCCAGCACUACUCCCCGGGACGACCGACGUGAGGCCGAAAAAGCGCACACCUUACAUGCCUGCCGCACUGAAGGGUGGGGUCCCCGUCGAUGCCGAAGGGGCCGCAUUGUGCUGGAACUACAAUCUUGGCAAGUGUCCCGUAGGUGAGGCUCCGAGUGUGGCCGGCUUUGGUGUCGAUGCUGCAUUCGAGGGUGGCAACAUCUUCGUCGUCCAGCCCGAAGGUCCUGAGGUGGCUUUCGAUGCAGGUCGGCGGGUAGUGUUGGUGGCCUUCUGCAUAGACCCUGUGCAGCAGCUGAAAGAUGACCAACGUCAUGUUUGGAAGGUGCCCUGCUUGAAGUGGGACGUGCAACAGUCUCCUGACGUCGAGUUUUGUUUGCAACGACUCCGGGAGGGUGCUGUAUCCUUCCUUUUCGUGGUACCCCCUGGUGGCUCGCAGUCCCUCUCCGCCCCCUUGAAUCAAGCGGUCUUGAAUUUUCUGGUGCUUUUACUCGCCACUCUUGCCGAAACGUGCACUUCUUUCUGCUUGUGCCUACCUCGUGCCUCGGUCUUCUGGAAACCUGUGCUUGCCCAGACAAUCGGCUUGAAGCAUUUCUUGACUGACGUCGACUUGUGUCAAUACGGGUGUGACCGUAGGCGUGCUACGCGACUCUUACACAAUGUGCCUGCUCUUUGCGAUUUGGCCAGGCGCUGCGAUGGGUCUCAUGUGCAUGCUCCUUGGGCUGCCAAGGCUCCCGACUCUCAUCAGCAGCGUCACCUGCCGACCCCUUUUUGCGACCAUGUCGUUCAAGCGUGUUUGCCGCUUUUGUCUUCGUCCAUGCUGCCCUCGCCGCUCCGUCCUGCCUCUGCGGCAUUGCAAGGGUCCACCAAGCUUCAUGCCGUGCCUGCUGUCGUGCCUGAGUACAAGCAGGUCGUGCGACUGCGAGUUUCUCCUGACGUUCCCCUCCCCGAUGAAGUGCCUGCAGACGGCUGCCCGUCCCUUCCUGGGGUUCCUGCUGGGGCUGUGCGCUUGACUGGCGGUCGCUUGAACCGCGACACGACACUGCUUCUUAAGGGGGUAG
This is a messenger RNA of Symbiodinium necroappetens, 1912 nucleotides long. The record is from the annotation of a GenBank genome assembly. Lineage: Eukaryota; Dinophyceae; Suessiales; Symbiodiniaceae.